Tripterygium wilfordii is the source of this 1425-nucleotide messenger RNA. Its product is annotated as pentatricopeptide repeat-containing protein At1g71060, mitochondrial-like. Gene Ontology annotation, molecular function: protein binding. The record is from RefSeq and is a predicted model, not a curated record. The transcript has a single exon. The coding region runs from base 1 to 771 and encodes 256 amino acids. Lineage: Eukaryota; Viridiplantae; Streptophyta; Magnoliopsida; Celastrales; Celastraceae.
AUGGUACUCAGUAUCAAGACUCUUUAUGGUAUUCUUAUGAACGCAUAUUGUAAGGCUAAGAAGUAUGAUGAGGCAAUUGGGUUGUAUCGUGAAAUGGAGGCGAAGAAUUACAAGCCUAGCCCUCACAUUUUCUGUACUUUGAUAAAUGGGUUGGGUUCAGAGAGGAGGUUGGAUGAAGCCAUUCAGUAUUUUGAGCUGUCUAAGGUACAUGGUUUUGUCCCCGAGGCACCCACUUUCAAUGCUCUUGUGGGGGCUUAUUGCUGGUCAAUCCGGAUGCAUGAUGUGUAUAGGACAGUUGAUGAGAUGAGAAAAUGUGGGACUGGCCCGAAUUCUCGAACUUAUGACAUAAUACUCCAUCACCUGAUAAAGGCUCGAAGAACUAAAGAGGCAUAUUCAGUCUUCCAAAAAAUGAGCAGUGAGCAAGGCUGCGAGCCAACUGUUAGUACCUAUGAGAUUAUUGUAAGAAUGUUCUGCAAUGAGGACCGCAUAGAUAUGGCGAUGAGAGUUUGGGAUCAGAUGAAGGCCAGUGGCGUUCUUCCUGGAAUGCAUAUGUUUUCUACAUUGAUUAACAGCUUGUGCCAUGAGAAUAAGUUGGAUGAGGCUUGCAGGUACUUUCAGGAGAUGCUUGAUGUGGGUAUUCGGCCACCAGCACAAAUGUUCAGCAAUCUGAAACAAGCUCUUCUUGAUGAAGGGAGGGAGGAUACUGCUUUAAGCUUGGCUCAGAAGAUCGAUAAACUAAGGAAACGGCCAUUAGUUGGUACUGGACACUGAAUAGACAACUGGUGGUGGUGUGUGCUGAUCGCUGCUGAGGACAGACCCGGCUUGAUAGAAUCUUCUUGUAGUACAAGAUUAUUGGCGACCCAUAUGUUUUUGGGUGUUGUAUAAUCUUAUUUUUUAAAAAUAUUUAUUUGUAUACAAGAGUGUUUAUACUUGGUUGUGAAACAAUAGGGACAUGUUUAGGUUCUCAUGUUUGAUUUGAUAACGAGACACCCAUGGUUGGACCUUUCUCAUUUCUUAGGAGGAGUUCUGGCCACUUCUUCUCCUCUCUUCUGCGCCUCAAGAACUCCAGUAAUACCAUGAAUAACCACUCGUUUGCUGGUGUACAUGUCUUGAUCAGUAGCUGGAACUCCAUUGAACAACAAAUUAUAUCCUGAUUUGGUGACAUUGAUGGCGAAACCCUUCAAGAAUGUUGGUAACAAUGCCCCUUUCUUGAAAUUAACGAGAUCACGCCGUAUGAUCCUACAGGGCACAACAUGCCUACGAAAGAUAGAAGGAAACUCACCAUUACUGAAAUUACAGGUAAGGCCGCCAUCACUUUAUCACCAGGAGCAAAAACGGUGAUCUCCGUAAUGUCCUUGGACAGACCUACUAGUUGCAAAUCAAGAAACGACGCAAUAACAGAGUAGUCUCUUGAUCUCAGAACCC